ACUUGUCGCCGUUCAACCACCCAACUCAAACGGAGACAUCAUGAACUUCCCCUUUGAUGUGGAUGAGGUGUGCCAGCUGCUGCCGGAAACAAUCUCCAAUGAUCGUCAAGUGGGCCAGCGUGCCGAGGAGCGACUUGUGAGCCAUUUUGCGGCACAAGGUGGCUUUGUGGCGUGCCUCUUUGAACUCUCGGCGUCAAACGAACUCGGUCUCGAAGUCCGCCAGCCGGCUGUCAUCAUGCUUAAGAACAUUGCGCGGUCGUAUUGGGACGCGCCAGAGGCACGCGAUGAGAAGAUGGCCAUCGAUGAAGAGUCGCGGGCGUACCUUCGCCAGUCGAUUCUCAAGGCUCUUGUUCACACGCCCGAGCUCAUCCGGUCGCACCUCGAGAUUGUGUUCCAUGAGGUUGUCAAGGUUGACUUUCCAACAACAUGCCCGGAAUCAUGGACGAGAUUGAGGGCUUCCUGCAGUCAAACGAGUCGGACGGGAUCCUUGGAGCGACGCUUGCGAUCUUCCAGAUUGCGCGGUCGUUUGAGUACCGGCGCAGCAACGUGCGCAAGCCGUUUGACCUCCUCGCGGCGCGGUUCUUCCCGCAGCUUGCGGCCAUGUACGCUGCGCUCUCCGAGAUGGAUUCGCCGACGGAGGAGACGCUCCGGCUGCAGAAGCUUGUGCUCCAGACGUACUGGUGCACGUUCCAGCUGCGGCAGCCCGAGUGCCUCAUCGAUCCGGAGGUGCUCACGACGUGGACGGGCCUGUUUGCCAACACGGUGCAGACCAAGGUGAUGCCCGGCGAGGCCGAGGCGACCGAGACGGACAUCAACGAGUAUGCCCAGUUUGACAUUGCGCGUGAGGCGCUGCAGAUCGUCAACCGGCUCUUCCAGCGGUACGGGCAGCCUGCGUUUGUGGCAAACGAGGACGACAAGCCGUUUGCCGAGUUCUUCCUCCACCAGCUCGCGCCGCAGCUGGCGGGCCUCUUCCAGCAGAUUCUCUUCGAGUACGCCAAUGGUGAGCGGCAGCUCUCGUCGCUGGUCAUCCGCGAGCUCCUCGAGUACCUCAACUCGUGCAUCCGCUACGCGGUGACCUUCCAGCCGAUGAAGGACUCGAUCCAGGACUUGUACACCUCUGUUCUCUUCCCGCUCCUGAUCAUCUCGGAUGAGGAUCUGGCCGAGUGGAGCGAUGACCCCAAGUACUUUGUCAUGCGCUCGCGCAACGUUUUCGAGGACUAUAUCUCGCCAGUCACAGCCUCGGUCAACUUUAUCGUCGAGCUGGCCAAGGUCCGGCCGCAGUGGGGCCUCCCGCUUGUGACGCAGUACGCCGCGCACAUCUUUGAGGCGUAUGCUGCAAACCCCGGGGAUGAGUCUGUGGCGCGGGCCAAGAGUGGCGCGCUGCUCUCGCUUCAGGCGGUGGCGCCCAAGCUCAUGGCGGGCUCCGAGUACGCCAAGGGCCUGGAGGAGCUGCUCAACACGCACGUGGUGUCGGACCUUACCUCGCCGUACCUGUUCCUGCGGCUGCGCGGCGCCGAGUGCCUCGGCGCGUUCUGGCGCAUGGAUACCUCGGCCGAGUUCCACCAGCACCUGCUCGAGCAGGUCUUUGUGGCGGCGCGUGACAAUGACCUUGCUGUCCGGAUCUCGGCCGGGCUCACUCUGCAGAAGCUCAUCAAGCGUCCGGGGUGCGACGAGUAUGUGGUCCCGAUUCUGGGCGACGUCCUCGAGCUCCUUCUCUCGCUCAUGGGCGAGAUCGAGUCAGACUCGCUGGUCAACGCGCUCGAGAGCAUCAUUGUUCGGUUCGGCGCGUCGGUGGCCUCGCUGGCGACGGAGAUUGCCCAGUCGCUGUGCAACCUGCUCGAGCGCUCGCUGGAGGAGGAGAAGAACGCACAGGACAUGGACGACGAGGACGUGUUUGGCGGCAACGCCAUUGGCCUCGCGUCGAUGAACUGCGCGCGGACGCUCAACGCGCUGCUUGUCACGCUCAAGUACUACGACGAGCUCUACCCGCAGCUCGAGGCCGUGAUGUACCCAAUGAUGGUGCGGCUGACAACGCCUGUCGGCCUCGAUCUGCUCGAGGAGGUGCUUGCCAUGUCGACGACACUGACGACGUACACCGAGUCGCCGUCGGAGAUCAUGUGGGAAAUGCUCGGGCGGUUCUUCACUGCGCACCAGGAGUGGGCGUUUGACUACUCUCGCGAGCUGCUGCCGGUGGUGUGCAACUUUGCUGCCAAGGCGCCGCAGGAGUUUGUGACGCGGGCCGAGGGCCAGUACCUGGAGGCCACACUGGACGUGAUCAACCGGCUGCUCAACGAUGACAACGUGGCCGAGUACGACGCGCAGUACGGGUGCCUCUUUGCACACGUCGUCCUUCAGUGUCUGCCUGACGGAAUCGACGAUUACGUCGAGCCGCUCAUCGGCAUGGCGCUCGCGCGUCUGACAAAGAGCCAGAAGGUGGCACUCAGGGUCCAGUGCGUCGAGGUUGUGGCCAUGGCGUUCUGGUACAACCCGGUCCUUACGGCUCGCAUCCUGGUCGACAACCAGUUCCUGGACGAGUUCCUCCAGGUGUGGAACGCGCUCUGGGACUCGUUCUCGCGGUUCGACGACAAGAAGAUUGUGCUUCUCAGCAUCACCAAACUUCUCUCGGCACCGAUCGGCGAGUACCCAGAGGCCUUCCAGGCUAUUCUUCCGUCGCUGCUCGACGGCAUGUUCCAGAUGUGCGUCUCGCUUGUGGAGCAGAUCGACAAGCUGGAGGCCCGGCGCGAGGAGCUCGGGAUGGACGGCGACGACUUUGUGUUCGACGAGGACAUCGACUGGGCACAGGAGGCCGGCGUCGAGGAUGAUGACGAUGCGCCUGACCUGCAGCAGAUCCGCUACCUUGAGCAUCUCCGCGAAGAGUACAAGGGCUACGAAGACAUGAUCCACGGCGGUGACGACGCGCCCGAGUUUGUAGAGGACAAUGGCGCCAACUUUCCCAUCAACGGGAUCCAUGACUUUGAAUUUGUGGUCCACGGCAUGGCUGCGUUCUUUGAGAACCAGCCCGAGGCAGCCACUCACCUCGUCCGUGCGCUGCAGAACAAUCCGACCGAGCUGCUUGACGAGCUUGCCCGCCGCGCCGAGGCCGAGAAGGCCAAGGAUGCCGAGGAGACCAUGCGGACCAUGGAGCGCCAGAAGAACCUGAUGACACCCGAGGCUCGCGCCGAGUUUGAGGCAGCCCAGGCCUACAACGCAGCGCAGUGAAUGAACGAAGCGUAUGUCGA
This is a messenger RNA of Thecamonas trahens ATCC 50062, 3239 nucleotides long. Its product is annotated as Ipo7 protein. Lineage: Eukaryota; Apusomonadida; Apusomonadidae. Gene Ontology annotation, cellular component: cytosol; nuclear envelope. The record is from RefSeq and is a predicted model, not a curated record. The coding region runs from base 427 to 3219 and encodes 930 amino acids. The transcript has 2 exons. Gene Ontology annotation, biological process: protein import into nucleus.